UCUCAAAUAUCUACUGUCGUUAAUGGAAAAUGAUCAAAAAGCUGGAAAAACUGAAGAAGAAUCAAUGACAAUAAGGAACACCGUAACAACAUCGAGAAAAAUAUCGAUCAGAAGUACUCUCAUGUGUCUAAGUGUCGUCAUUGUUUAUGCUAUACUACGUUACGUCACUAUACUUCAUACUGGUCGAAAUCUUUUAUUUCGUGCAUAUUUUCCUUACGAUACACGUAUCAGUCCUAAUUACGAGCUAACAUUUAUAGCACAAUUGAUAGCAGUAUUUUACGCUGCAACAUCUUAUACAGCUGUUGAUACAUUCAUUGCUAUGUUAGUUUUACACAUUUGUGGACAAUUAUCAAAUUUGAAACGAGAAUUGAUCAAUCUACGAUCUAAAAGCAGUGACGAGUUUAAAAUUAAAUUAACUAACAUCGUUGAGAAACAUGAUUAUCUUAACAAGUUUGCUGAUACGAUUGAGAAUCGAUUCCACAUAAUGUUGUUGAUUCAAAUAUUGGGAUGCACAGUGCAAUUAUGUUUUCAAUGUUUCCAAGCACUUUUGUCAUAUAUCGAAGGACCAGGUGAACUAUUUGUUUUGGAAGUAUCGUUUUUAAUGCUCUACAUAUGUUACGUUUUAAUUCAACUUUAUCUUUAUUGUUACGUUGGUGAAAGACUUCUUUCAGAGAGCACGGAUAUUUUACAAGCUGUUUACGAAUGUGAAUGGUAUAAUUUAACACCUAAAGAAUCCAAAUCACUCUUAAUGGUCAUGUAUCGAGCAAGAUCACCAUUGUGUCUUUCAGCUGGUAAAUUUUGUACAUUCACGCAAGAAUUAUAUAGUAGUAUUUUGAAGACAUCGAUGGGUUACAUAUCGGUUCUUUAUGCAAUCAAAAUUAAAAAUUCAACAUGA
Molecule: messenger RNA, 895 nt
Organism: Polistes dominula (European paper wasp)
Lineage: Eukaryota; Metazoa; Arthropoda; Insecta; Hymenoptera; Vespidae
Biological process (GO): sensory perception of smell; detection of chemical stimulus involved in sensory perception of smell
Cellular component (GO): plasma membrane
Molecular function (GO): odorant binding; olfactory receptor activity
Source: RefSeq, a predicted model, not a curated record